This is a messenger RNA of Ixodes scapularis (black-legged tick), 4877 nucleotides long. RefSeq names its product N-alpha-acetyltransferase 15, NatA auxiliary subunit (gene Naa15-16). The transcript is spliced from 21 exons. Bases 179 to 2767 code for a protein of 862 amino acids. NCBI's taxonomy places the organism in Eukaryota, Metazoa, Arthropoda, Arachnida, Ixodida, Ixodidae. The record is from RefSeq and is a predicted model, not a curated record. Gene Ontology annotation, cellular component: cytoplasm; NatA complex. Gene Ontology annotation, biological process: N-terminal peptidyl-methionine acetylation. Gene Ontology annotation, molecular function: protein binding; protein-N-terminal amino-acid acetyltransferase activity.
GAGUCUGCGCCAUCUGACGCCUUUUUAGAGUACUUCACACUUUAUGGGUUGGAGAGUAGCAGGAGAGAUGCCGAGUGGCCGCCAUUUACGCAUUUUACCACGCGGUAGUGACACAACUGCUGCCUGAAGGGGUGUCCUUUUUGCGAAAACAAAUCUCGGCUUCCGUGUCGGCAGCGGGAUGUCUCCCAGCCAGCCGCUACCGCCGAAAGAGAACGCCCUAUUUAAAAGGAUAUUGAAAUGUUAUGAACACAAACAGUACAAGAAUGGGUUGAAGUUCGCCAAGCAAAUCCUGACCAACCCCAAAUUCGCCGAUCAUGGAGAAACGCUAGCAAUGAAAGGACUGACACUCAACUGCCUAGGCAGGAAGGACGAGGCAUACGAGUACGUUCGAAAAGGACUGCGAAACGACCUCAAGAGCCAUGUCUGCUGGCACGUCUACGGACUUCUACAGCGUUCGGACCGCAAGUACGACGAAGCCAUCAAGUGUUACCGCAAUGCUCUCAAAUGGGACAAGGACAACAUUCAGAUUCUGCGGGAUUUAUCGCUACUCCAAAUACAGAUGCGUGACUUGGAAGGAUACAGGGACACUAGGUACCAAUUGUUCAUGCUGCGACCAACACAGAGGGCCUCUUGGAUCGGCUUCUCGAUGUCUUACCACCUGCUCAAGGAUUACGACAUGGCCCUCAAGAUUCUCGAGGAGUUUAGGAAGACGCAGACGAAGCGCGGCUACGACUACGAGCACAGCGAGCUCCUGCUCUACCAGAACAUGGUGAUGCGGGAAGCAGGCGAACUGGAGGAGGCCCUCUGCCACCUGACACGCCACGAGGAGCAGAUCUGCGACAAGCUCUCCAUCCUCGAGACGAGAGCAAACCUGCUGAUGCAGGUGGGGCAGUUUGGGGGUGCUGAGAGCAUAUACCGGGACCUGCUCCACCGCAACCCCGAGAACCACGACUACUACUAUGGACUGCUCAAGGCCCUCCGACUGCAGGGCAUGGAAGAUCAGCUGAAGUUGUUUGAAGAGUGCCAGCAGACGUUCCCCAGGGCCCAGAUGCCACGCCGGUUGCCACUCAACUUUGCCACAGGAGAGGAUUUCCGCUCGCUGGCUGACAAGUACAUGAGGCGAGCAUUACACAAGGGAGUGCCUCCCCUCUUUGUGGACCUUAGGCCGCUCUACAACAGCACAGAAAAGGUGAAAAUCAUUGAACAGUUGCUGACUGGCUACGUGAGCUCGCUGAAGAAGUAUGAAGUUUUUUCCGAACGAGAAAAGGACUGUGAAGAGAAGGAACCUGCCACUGCCCUGCUGUGGACCUACUACUAUGCGGCCCAACACUUCGACUACCUUGGCUGCACCGCCAAGGCCCUGGACCUGAUCAAUGCGGCCAUCGAGCACACGCCCACGCUCAUAGAGUUGUUUGUGGCCAAGGCUAGGAUCUUCAAGCAUGCGGGUGACAUCCAGGAGGCGUUGAGGCACCUGGACGAAGCUCAGGCUUUGGACACGGCGGACCGCUACAUCAACUCCAAGUGUGCCAAGUACAUGCUGCGGGCUAACCUCAUCAAGGAGGCCGAGGACAUGUGCUCAAAGUUCACCAGGGAAGGUGUGUCAGCGGUUGAGAACCUGAACGAGAUGCAGUGCAUGUGGUUCCAGACGGAGUGUGCCCUUGCCUACCAGAGGCUGGGCAAGUGGGGCGAGGCGCUAAAGAAGUGCCACGAGGUGGACAGGCACUUUUCCGAGAUCAUGGAGGACCAGUUUGACUUCCACACGUACUGCAUGCGCAAGAUGACACUGCGUGCCUAUGUGAGCUUGCUGCGGCUGGAGGACGUGCUCAGGGCGCACCCCUUCUACUUCAAGGCGGCCAGGGUCGCUAUUCAGGUGUACCUCCAGCUCCACGACCACCCCAUCGCGGAGACGGAGACCGCCGAGGAGAUCAACACGGCCAACAUGGCGCCGAGCGAGCUGAAGAAGCUGAAGAGCAAGCAGCGCAAGGCCCGUCGGCGCGCCGAGCAGGAGAAGGAGAAGCAGACGGCGGCGCAGGAGAAGCGCGACCAGCACGCCAAGUCGAGGCAGCAGCAGACCCAGGCCCAGCAGCAGCAGGCCCAGGACGCCGGGGAGGUGGACGCGCUCCGGGACGAGGAGCUGCUGCCCGACAAGCUGGCCAGGACGGAGGAGCCCCUGGAGCAGGCCAUCCAGUUCUUGCGGCCCCUGCAGCUGCUGGCGGCCCAGCGCCUCGAGACGCACCUGCUGGCCUUUGAGAUCUACCAGCGCAAGGGGCGUCUGCUGCUCAUGCUGCAGUCCAUCAAGCGGGCCUUCCGGUUGGACCCCACCUGCCCACGCCUGCAUGCCCACAUGGUCACCUUCCACAGCCUGGUGUCCCAGAAGAAGGAACUCCCUGCCCCAAUGGUGACGGUGCUCCAGCGGGAGAUGGCGGAGCUGUACCAGUCGAAGGAGGCGCAGCAGCUCAACGAGGAGUUCCUGGCCCGCUACUUGAAGUCCUUCCCUCACCUCGUGGAAGGGUGUCGGAUGAUGUACUUCCUGGACAAGUCCAAGCAGAAGCAGGCCCUGCAGAUGGUGACAUCUCUAAACAAUGACCUAGAAGGAGUCACCAUAGAGCACUGCCUCAGAACUCUGGAGUGUCUGACCCGGGGAGACCUCGGAGCCUGCGAGGUGGAGCUAGCGCAGUUUCGGGCAUCUUGCCACGAGCGCUUCCCAUUGGCGACGGCGUUCCGACCCCCGCAGCCGGCAACCAAUCACGUGCGGCCCGAGGAAUGACCCCCGGGGGUCUCUGCCACAGGCAGCAAGACUGUGCGUCGCGUUCGCUGCCGUUGCUGCCGCCACCAUCGCCGUGGGAACCAUCCCCCCUUACCCAACCAGUGCCUCCUCCGUUGACCAGGCCGAGCCGUGGCCGACGUCGAGCAGUGUUGGCCCAACAUCGGGCCCCCAACGUAUGCAGGACAAAGCAGGCGCCGUCUUUCCUGGCAUCGUGCCUGUGCGUGCGUUUGUUGUAGAACACUCUCUCUGCUGCUGCCCCCCGCGGUACGGAACAAACAACAAAGAAGUGGUUGCACGGGGUUUGGCUAGGCGUGGUUUGAAUGAAUGUCUAAUGUUUCAAAGCUGAUUUUUGUUGCUUUUUUUUUUCUGAUGGUUUAUUUAUUUUUUUAUGUUUUCCUGCAGACAGUUGAGGUACUUUUUUGGGGGUGGAAAAAUUUAGGUAGUAUUUUUAAACUGCAUGACCUGGGAUGGGAUGUUAAGUGGGCAGUUGUUUCAAGUUAAGGGAGCUGUUCGAUGGUUGCAGUUCUUGACAUGGAUGAGACUCAGUGUGACAAGGAACUUCAAGGUUGCGUUCAGAAGCGAUUGGUGUGGCUGCAAGAGCACCCGGGCUCCAUUGAGGACUGGUGUUGAUUUCUACACUCACGAAUGUCGUGCUCUGCAUGGGAACCGCGAUAAAGAAGGAUUUCAUCAUCUGUUAAAACUUUGAUUCCUCUUUGCGUAACCAAAGGCCCCAUCUUCAAAUUAAUUUUUUUUAAUUGGAGUUGUUUGAGGUCUAUCUUAGGUGUCAAAGCAAGCAUUUCGCGAUUGAGCGGCUUACUAUUUUGUAACAGUGAGCUAGUCACUGAGGUGGUUUCUGCUGUAGUCCUAAACCUCGUGGAACGAUAAUUAAUUUUUGAAAAUUGCAAUUCUUACCCUUUCAAAUGAGUCGAUCACCUUUAACAGAGAAUAAAAUAGCUCUGAUAGGAUGGCCAAAGAAGAGUUCUACGGCACCUUUGGCUGCUAUGACACUGCCUAGUGUGUUAUUUCAGGAAAUGCAAUGCAGAUCACAUCUUUAAGAAUGGUAUGGUCAGUUUCUCAUUUCAAGAAUGGAGUUACUUUGGCAUCUAGUGUAAAUGCUGCUGGCUAGAAACUAACAAUUUUUAUCAUAACUAGCGCAUAACAGCUUCAAAAUUUGCAAAGAUGUCAGCUGAAGGGGUGGCAGCAAGUGCACAGUGCCUAUGCAGAGCGCAAAUUUGUCUGCUUUUUUUUCCAGGGGUUGCGGUGACGUCAGAACACCGAGCUCUGAUUGGUGCUGAUGGAAGGAUAGUGGGCAGACCUCAAAGCAAGCUGCCCCGAGGUCUAUCUACUAUCCUUCAAUUGGAGCCAAUCUGAGCUCGGCAUUCUGACGUCAGCACAACCCCUGCAAACGAAGCAGACGAACUUGCACUCCGCAUAGACUUGGACAAGCCAAACGGUGUUACCUUUGUGUCGCUAAAGUUCUGUGGUGGUCAUUGGCAGUUUAGCAAAAGGCUCUCGAAGCAAUCGGCCGACACCUCCCAUUUGAUUUCUGUCUGUCAUUGUCAUGUUUCAAUAGCGAGGUGUAGAUUACAUGCGUGGAGGCCGAAUCAUUUUGAUUAAAUUUUAUCUGGGUUGUCAGUAAUUUGGAAUGCGACAGUAAGUGCCAUGGGUAACACGGUAGCACUUUAUGAACGGUCUAACCCUUUGUCUAUGGAACAAGGCUUGUAUACUUUAGUUAGUUAUUAAGUGAAAUACUGCGCGAACAAGAGGCAAUUGAAGCUGCCGUUUGUUGCUCAAAGCUUCAUUGUCACGGGAGUCAUCCAGCGAUACCGUUACGGCUUUCCGUUGCCAGUGUGAACUAGAUUGUGGCGGAUGCUGAGUCCGUCAUUUUGUAAGAACGGAGCAAGGGAGGUUUCGCGUUUGUAGCAGGCAACAAUGUGUUCCGAUUAGACACUCGCAAACGCACAUGCAUCCAGACUAGAGGAGCCAAGUUGAUGGAUGCAGGAGGAUGGCACUUUCACAGGUUUCCAGAGGCGUCGAAACUGGACCUUCGUUUUUCUUAUAAACACCGCCUUUGUUGUUAGUUUUUCUUUCUUUCUUUUUUUUUUUUUUU